Messenger RNA from Cornus florida, 2707 nucleotides. RefSeq names its product receptor-like protein EIX2. The transcript has a single exon. Gene Ontology annotation, molecular function: protein binding. The record is from RefSeq and is a predicted model, not a curated record. The coding region runs from base 112 to 2697 and encodes 861 amino acids. Lineage: Eukaryota; Viridiplantae; Streptophyta; Magnoliopsida; Cornales; Cornaceae.
UCAAAUCCAUUCUCAUGCAUCAUCAUUAAUACAUAUUAAACUUUUUGAUAUAUUAUUAUAAGUUCAAUAUAUAUAUAGCUAGUAUUAGUUACUGGGUAUUGUUAUGCUUGCAUGAUUAUGGCCAAAUCCAUGAGAGAUGUCUGCAUUAUUAAUAUUGCGAUUGUGUUUGUGCUAACUUUUGAUACAAUUGUGGUUUUGUGCAGUGGAAACAACUACUCUGAUCAUGUGGCUUGCGUGGAGAGUGAAAGACAAGCCCUUCUCAGAUUCAAGCAAAAUCUAAGCGAUCCCUCAAAUCGCCUCUUCUCAUGGGAUGCUGAUCAAUCAGGAGGGGAUUGUUGUGAAUGGGUUGGAGUUGUCUGUAACAAUCUAACAGGCCAUGUUGAGGAGCUCCACCUUCAAAAUCCUUUUUUUGACGCCAUGUUGAUGGGAGGUAAUGAUGAAUUUGAAGCUUUUCAGAGGUCCAGGCUGGGAGGUAAGCUAAACCCAUCCUUACUGGAUUUGAAGCAUCUGACUCACUUGGAUCUUAGCGGCAACAAUUUUGAUGGAAUUCAGAUUCCAAGCUUCAUUGGUUCCUUUGGGAGCUUAAGAUAUCUUAAUCUCUCAGAUGCUGGAUUUGGAGGUGUCAUCCCGAGUCAACUAGGAAACCUCUCUGGGUUGCACUCACUUGAUCUUCGGGGAGCUUUUGAAGGACUGAUUCCUCAUCAAUUGGGGAGUCUCUCUGGGUUGCACUCCCUUGAUCUUCGGGGAUUUUUUGAAGGAGCGAUUCCUCAUCAACUGGGGAACCUCUCUGGGUUGCACUCCCUUAAUCUUCUGGGAUUUUUUGAAGGAGUGAUUCCUCAUCAACUGGGGAACCUCUCCAAUUUGCACUAUCUCAGACUUGGAGGGCGCCCUUUAUUAUAUGGUGGCAAUCUAUAUGCUCACACUCUUCAAUGGAUUUCUGGUAGUUACUUGUUGCAGCACCUUUAUCUGGACAACGUGAACCUCAGCAAAGCACAUGAUUGGUUGCAGCAAAUCAACAUGCUCCCUUCUUUGGUAGAGUUACACUUAUUCUAUUGUGGGAUUGAUCACUUUCCUCCUUUACAUAUUGUUAAUUUUACUUCUCUUGCCGUCCUUGAUCUUUCUGCUAACCCUUUUGAAUCCUUCAUCCCACCUGAUUGGCUGCUUAGUCUUCGUAGCCUUGAUCAUCUCAAUUUGGGAUCAUGUGGUUUACAUGGAUCAAUUCCAAGUGGUCUGAGAAACAUCACCUCUCUUAGAUAUCUUGAUCUGUCCGAAAAUCUUUUCAAUUCUACAAUACUCGAUUGGCUAUCUAAUUUCAGUCAUCUUGAAUAUCUUGAUCUGUCAUGGAAUUUGUUCACCGGGGGAUUGCCAAGAUCCUUUGAAAAUCUUUGCAACUUGAAAGUACUCAAACUGGCAAGUGUCGAACUUGGUGGUGAUAUAUUGGAGAUUUCAAACAUUUUGUCUAGUUGCAUUUUAGAUGAAAUAGAAGCUCUAGAUUUAAGCUACAAUAAACUUGGGGGCCAUUUUCCUGAACUUGGAAAAUCUAAAAAAUUGGUCUCUCUUGAUCUUUCUUAUAAUUGUCUUUCUGGUCAACUUCCAGUGUCUUUGGGAAGGUUAUCAUCACUGAAGUAUUUAUCUCUUUCUAAUAAUAACUUGAGUGGACCUCUCCCUGAAAGUUUUGGCCAACUUGCACAUCUAGAGAAUUUAUAUCUUGAUAACAAUCACUUGAGUGGACCUCUUUCUGAAAGUCUUGGCCAACUUGCACAUCUAGAGAUAAUUUAUGUGUCACAAAAUUCAUUACAAGGUGUCAUCUCCGAAGUCCACUUCGCCAACCUCACACGAUUGAAGUAUCUCGAUGGAUCUGGGAAUCAAUUGUUCUUUAGUGUCAAUCCAAAUUGGGUUCCUCCAUUCCAACUUUGGGAAUUGUCAUUCAGGUCAUGUCGGUUAGGUCCACAAUUUCCCCAUUGGCUUCACUCACAGAAAAAUUUAGUGAUUCUAGACAUAUCACAUACAGGAAUUUCAGGUACCAUUCCUAGGUGGUUUUGGAACUUAUCAUCUCAGAUUUUAUAUUUAAAUUUCUCUCACAAUCAUAUCCAUGGUGAGAUUGUAGAUGGGCUUUUAGCCGUAUCUAUGCCGUUCUCAACAAUUGACCUUAGUUCCAACCACUUAAAUGGUAGACUGCCUCGUUUGUCAUCAAAUAUAUCGACACUGGAUCUUUCGAACAAUUCAUUUUCUGGAUCUAUUUCUCACUUUCUAUGCUACAAGAUGGAUGAAUCUAAGAACCUGCAGCUUCUUAAUCUUGAAAGAAAUCUUUUGUCAGGAGAAUUGCCCAACUGUUGGUCGAGCUGGAAUAGCUUGGAAUUCAUAAAUUUAGCAAAUAACAAUAUAAGCGGCAAAAUCCCAAGCUCCAUGGGAUCUCUACAUUUUCUCGAAUCGUUGCAUUUACGAAACAAUAGCCUAACAAGGGAAUUACCCCUGUCAUUGCAUAAUUGCACAAGCUUAGUGGCUAUUGAUUUUGGUGAAAAUGAAUUUUCAGGAAGUAUACCCACAUGGAUAGGAGAAAGGCAUUCAUAUCUUAAGAUUCUUAUCCUAAGAUCAAAUAAGUUUCAAAGCCAUAUUCCUAAGAAACUUUGUGCACUUAGUUCACUUCAAAUCUUGGACCUUGCACAUAAUAAUUUUUCGGGAAGUAUUCCAACAUGAUUCAUGAACU